CUUUAUCCGACAUUUUAGAUAUUGUUUCAUGUGACUAUUUAUCUUAACAUAAACAAUCAUAAACACGUGCUCAAAAUAGGAAGUGUUAAGAAUGUCAGAUAAAUCUCCUAUUUUGCCAAAAUCUCCUGAUAGUGCCGGGAAUCCUCAAGAAAAUGCUCUGUAUUAUGGCAAUAACCUGUCACCAAAUUCGCGACGGCUGCAAAUAUUAUUUGUCUCAUUGGUAGUCAUAAUGGUUGGGAUAAAUAUAGGACUGAGUAUGGACCAGGGAAUCAAACAUGGUGCUAACUAUUUCAUGCUGGGUAUAAGUCUUAUUGGAUUUGUUGUGAUUGAAAUAAUUCUGAUAUUGUUUAUUCGAAAAGGAGAGUUGCCCCCGGAGAAAACCUGGUUUCUAUACUUUGUAGGAGGAUGUGUAAUUCUGGAAUCUAUUUUUACUGAUGUCUUGUUAUAUCAGUAAAACGAAUUUCAGAAACCUUAAGCUAUGCAGUGUGAUUAAAA
This is a messenger RNA of Mytilus trossulus (common blue mussel), 495 nucleotides long. RefSeq lists its product as uncharacterized. Bases 92 to 454 code for a protein of 120 amino acids. Lineage: Eukaryota; Metazoa; Mollusca; Bivalvia; Mytilida; Mytilidae. The record is from RefSeq and is a predicted model, not a curated record. The transcript has 4 exons.